AUGGCGGUGGACCUUCCUUCAUACAAUGUCGACCCAGGUUCCGUAUCUGUGUCCGGACUCUCAUCUGGUGGCUUCAUGGCGGCUCAGCUUGGCAUUGCAUAUUCCGGCACUUUCCGCACCGGAUUUGGUGUCUUUGCCGGCGGCCCUUUCGACUGUGCUCGAAAUCAGCAGUACUCCAUGUGUAUGAACAACGGGAACCCUAAUAUCCAAACUCCAACGCAAAACAUGAAAACAUGGAGCGGAAGCCAGAUUGAUGAUGUAGCGAAUCUAAAGCAGCGCAAAAUAUUCAUGGAAGUCGGCACAUCAGACUUCACCGUCGGUCCAAACCCCAUGAACGCCCUGAAACAACAGUUAUCUGGCUUCUCGACGGCAGCAAACACUGCGUUUGUGUCCCGGUCUGGACAGGCACACACCUUUCCCACAGACUUUGACAGCAGUGGCAACAAUGCCUGUGGAUCUAGUUCGUCGCCAUACAUAUCCAACUGCGGCUACGAUGGCGCCGGCGCGGUUUUGAAGUGGAUGUACGGCACUCUACAAGCUCGAUCCUCUGCCGCCCAGGGAACGUUUGUCAAUUUCGCCCAGUCAGGCAAGUACGGGUCUUCUGGCAUGGGUCAGACAGGCUACCUGUACGUCCCUAAGUCCUGCCAAGACGGAUCAAAGGUCUGCAAGCUGCACGUCUCUCUCCAUGGGUGCUUGCAGACUAUUGCAGACAUCCAGAACAAGUACACGGUGAGCACCGGGUACAAUUUGUGGGCAGAUGCAAAUGACAUCUUGAUCCUGUAUCCCCAAGCCGUUCACGACUCUACACCUCGACAGGCCUGGCAAGGUUUGCUCCCCAAUCCAAACGGGUGCUGGGACUGGGUCGGUUGGUAUGGCCAGAAUGCAGACCAAAAGGGAGGCGUUCAGAUGGCUGCUAUUGUCAACCAAGUAAACCAGAUCACCAGCGGCUUCAAGCCAGGUGGUGGAGCUUGCCUACGACAACUGUCACUGUUCCCAAAGCCCCGCUCUAUGGUCAAUGUGGAGGUUUAG
Purpureocillium lilacinum is the source of this 1029-nucleotide messenger RNA. Lineage: Eukaryota; Fungi; Ascomycota; Sordariomycetes; Hypocreales; Ophiocordycipitaceae. The record is from RefSeq and is a predicted model, not a curated record.